AAUCAUGGUUUUAGCAUGAUUUAUGAACGAUAUUUUUUACUUGGCCAUAGAUAUAUGAUGAUGGUAGGCCAACAACUAUUUUGGGUCACAUCGGCGUCGCCCUUAAUUACUUUUACUAAACUUAAUUAUUCUCUCUCUCAUUUGAGCAUUUUCCCAGAUUCUAUCUCAGCCGUUGAGCGUCGUAGCUCAGGGUUUGUUUUCCUACUUUACUUUUUCGUCUCCACUUCGCCCGGUCGUCAGUCCAUUGGCACGUAUAUCAUCUUUGACAGCAUAUACAGUUUAUUUUCAAGUUCACUAGGCUAUUUCUAGAAAAUACCCUGUUAUUUUAGUACUCCACACGCCGUGGCCGAAAGAUAUGAUCAUUCACGUGGUUAAUUUUGAUUAUGCAUUGUCUGUUAGUCAGCAUAAGAGUUUCUUUUUUCAAUAUUUAUUGAUGAAAUCAAAGAAUAAUUUUGUGUGUCUUAUUGUUGUCUAGUGGAUCUUUGAUUUGAACCAAAUGUACAAACUUUAAUUAUGGAAACCAAAAACAUCAUGUAAAAAUAAGCCAUUAAAAUAGAACUAACCGAUCUACUUUUUUAUUUUCGAGUGUAUUAAUUUUUAACACUGGUGCUUUGCUACCUACCGCGCCUAGUGGCAAUUAAUUGCAUACACACUAGUGUAAUUAACCGAUUUCUUAAAUACAUUCAAAAUAUAUUAUCUAAUAUUUAUUUUUAAAAUUGCUAUUCUCUUUCCUGAUUUAUAUAUUUUGUUAUAUUGCGUGGUAGAGACUGAUACAAGACGGAACGCUUCACAGUUUAAUAACUCCUACACACUAUCGGCGGACUCGGACAGAAGUCCACGCGAGUCACAGUACAUUGCGUAAUUUGUUUGUGAGCUUUUUUUACCGCAAGGAAAAACGAGCAAUGUACGUCGAAACUGCCAAAGUUCGGUCUGUCUGCUGAUAGUGUAUGGCCGGCAUCACAACGAAGUCAACUGCGCCCCGUGGCGAGGCUUAUCCUCACAAUAAUUUACAGGGAGCGCUCCAAUGACAGCGAUUUAUUUUAAUAAAAGAAAACAUAUGUUUAUUUUCGGAUUCGGUUGUGAGGUCUAAUUUAACAUUGUAACACAUAUGUUUUUAAUUUAUCUGAAAUGAUGUAACUUCUGAAAAACUUCAGGGUUUUUGAAGGGUAAAGGUAGUAUUUAGACAAAGCAUUUUUGUAAAAAAAAUAUCAGGAAUCCGUUCAUAGUUAUAACAUGCGACAUUUCAAAUUUAUUGGAAAUUUUGAAGUUUUCUUCACUUAUCGCUGAAAAAUGUUUAUCAUAAUUAUUUUAUUUUAUUACGUUGGUCGGUUGUUUGUCUAUUUUGGUCGGUUGUAAAGUCAUAGCCGAAACUUAACGAAUUUUAAGGUUGAUUUUUUUAUACUGAUCCUAGUUAUUGGUGUUGUUACCGCGAGUGCACCCACGAAGAUUAAAUAUAUCAAAGGCCUGUAGUUUUUUAAGAGCAAUGAAAUUGGUUGAAAUUUUAUUGCUCUGUUUGUAGCCAUUAGAGCCCUGUCAAUUUGUAAAAUAAAUAUUUUUUUUAAAACACCUUUCAUUAGAAAACACUAAUAAAGAACAAAUGUUUUUUUAAAAUCUUAUUUAUUUAUGAUAAUUUUUUUAAUAAUAUGUAUACGAGCAUACUUAGACAUUUAUGGAUGAAUUAAAUCUUUCUCAGUAGGUACAUAAACGUGGAUCAUAGUAGUUUUAUAAACAUCCAUUUAUUUGAGUUAUAAAAAUAUUUAAUUAACGCCAUACUUAUUCAUAAAAUUUUAUGAGAAACGAACCAUUAAAUAUUUCAAUCACAUGAAAACGACUGUAAAUAUGCAUAUCUAGGUAGGUACUACUGAUUAAUGGCAUAUAAUAUAAAUUACACAAGUGAUUAUACCUAUACAGUUAAGCGUUGCGUUCGAGUUUCUCAAAACUUUGCUCUGUCUGCCCCGUAAGAGAUAAAGACGUGAUACUGAAUCAGUAUCACAAGUGAAUAGAUAACGCGCUUGAUUGGUUCUAUUUUAAAAUAUAGUUGCUAUUUCUUAUAAGGGUUGCGUUUCAGGAAUCUAAUUUAUUCUUAUCUGAGAUAAACCCCCGUCACGAUUGAGAGGGACUACAGUGUUUAUUUGAGUGUCGCCGCAACUACAUCUGUUUAGGAAUUAAUAUUGCUUUUAGUGUGAAAAUUUGUGACAAAAAUGCAAAUUUUGACAAUGAAUCUACUGUUUUUGUGCAUAAUAUUCCCAACAGUUUUGACCAUUAAUAAUAAUACGGACAAUUCAAACUUUACAAGAAAUGAAGACAUAACAUUUGAAAACACGACAAAAUCGGACACGCAUAAGGAAAAUCAAAAUACAAGUAUUAUAAAACCGAUAGCACAAAAAAAUAAUAAUACCACUAAACAUGCAAAAUCGAAACUGCAAAAGAAAAAUGCAAAUCCACUGGAUCCAAGGGACCUUAAAAAUGAACACAGGCCAGUGAAGCCUGUCCCAAGGGACCUCCCGGAUAUGCCUCAAGAGGCUGACUUGGAAGAAAUUACGGACUCCAUAAAUAAAGCCCUGGAUCUCUUAAUGGAGAAUAAAAAUGACAUUGAUAUCAGUUUGAGUUACGGAUUAUUUUUAUUAGACGUAAAUUUACAAACGAUCUUGAGGAACAAACGCAACACUUUGCCAUCUGGUAUAAGUUUCAAUUUGAAGAAUAUAUUGGAAAAGAACGACCAGCUUAUGAAGUUCUUCAAAAAUAUGGUGGAGCGAGAUAAUGACCCUGAUGACGCCUUGAGUAAAAGCUUGACCACACUGUUCAACCACGAGCGACUCUGGAUAUCACGCUUGGAGAAGUAUGAUGGAGCCCUUGUGAACGAAACUGUUGAGGAAGAAUUUAAUAAACUUGAAUACCAGUAUUCUUAUUGGGACAAAUACAGGGAUAAUGUGGGUGACUUCAACAAGGCGAUACCGCGUCCUGAUCAGUCUAACAGAUGUUUGUCAUAUCUGGCUAACAACCAUGCGAGUAAAGACUCAUGGAAGAAAAGAUGCAAAAUUCCAGUGCAAUGUAAGAAUCCCUUGGAGAAAGGGACGGACUACGGCUACGGGUUAACUCAUAGGUUAUUGUAUCUCCAACUGGCAUAUUACGGAUAUCGUUGUCAUGUGUUUUCUGAACAAAAAGAUAAGGACAUGCGGCAGAAAUUCUGCAAGAAAAUGUAUGCUGAAGCUACGUAUAUUAGCAUGAACGAUUAUGGUGUUAUAGACCUGUUUGUCGAACAAUUAUGUCUCUGCGCGCUGGACGGGCACUUCCAAUUCCUUCACCGCUCCUGGCUGCUGAGCAUCAUCAGCUUCCAGACCGACGCCGGCUGCUUCUCAGACAAGUCUGCAGAGUACCGACCGCGGAAACCGAAGUACGACAUCCCCUUGUUUCGCGGGUGGAAACUUGAUAAAGGCGAGAACCAGUACAUGUUGGGAGGACAUUGCAAUGUGCACACCACCUCCGCUGCUAUCGCUACUCUGGGCUUCGGCGUUAAAUACAUUUUGGAAACUUAUUACUGAAGCCAUAGGUGCGAAUUCUGUAUGACUUUAUGUCAUUGGUAUUUUGCUUUGUCCUCAUUGGUCAGUUUUGGUAUUCACUGGAAUUUACUGUAAUAUUGUAUUAACGAUUUAAUAUUAUAACCAUGCUUACUAAAAGUUGGUAUAAUUCGUUGUUAUGUUGAUUAAAUGAUGUUCUAGAAAAAAAUAUACAUAGUUACAUCAAAAUAUACGUAUAAUUGCUGUCAUAAUAA
This is a messenger RNA of Plodia interpunctella (Indianmeal moth), 3772 nucleotides long. RefSeq lists its product as uncharacterized. Gene Ontology annotation, cellular component: membrane; cytosol. Lineage: Eukaryota; Metazoa; Arthropoda; Insecta; Lepidoptera; Pyralidae. The transcript has 6 exons. The record is from RefSeq and is a predicted model, not a curated record. The coding region runs from base 2202 to 3542 and encodes 446 amino acids.